Dentiscutata erythropus is the source of this 404-nucleotide messenger RNA. Lineage: Eukaryota; Fungi; Glomeromycota; Glomeromycetes; Diversisporales; Gigasporaceae. The record is from the annotation of a GenBank genome assembly.
AUGAAUAUAAAGAUUAUUUUGAAAUGUUAUCAAAAACCAAAGAAAAAAGAAAUAUUACUAACAGACUUUUGUGAACUUUUUGAUGAAAUUUCACAUUAUGAAUUAGAAAUAAGAUUAGAAAGUCUUAUAUUUGAUGCUGAACACGAAUUUGAUGAAGAAGAUUAUGAAAAUGCGUAUUCUAAACUAAAUGAAAUUAUAGGGCAAAUUCCUGAUAUUCAUAAAGAAUAUAUUAAUGUUGUAUAUAAACUUUCAUUAUGUAUUUUGAGGUUAAAUAAGAAAAAUGAAUUUGAGAGAGUUAAAAUCUUUAUUAAAAAUCUUAAAUCAUUAAAUAAUUCUAUACCAAAAAAGGAAAAACAAGAUGCUAAAAUAUUAGCUAAUGAAAUUGAAAAUGAACUAUCAGAAAA